GUGAUGUGCACGCGCUCGGAGACGCGCAUCGGGAACUUCUUCAGUCUCUGCUGGACGAGCGCAGAAACUCCGCGAUAUUAAAGCUGGACAGUAAUCAUAACAAACCCUGAGAGAACUACAGUAUGGUCUUCUGAGCUGCCGUGUCCUCCAUUAUGGCUCUGGUCCAGUCUCUCCCCGUCUCCAUUGACCCUCGUCUCCAUCCGGCAGAGCUGGGAGCGAUGGGUGCCGUCAGCAGCAUGAUCCCGAACCACAUCACAUAUCCUGAACGUGCCGACAUUGAGGUCAGCACCAACUUCCGGAAAGGCACGCCGGGCUCCGGGCGGCUGCUGUAUGACACCCCGCAGGCCGGCAGCCGAACUCCCGCCAGCAGGAGGAGGGCCAUCGUGGGCAGAGCGAAAGGCUUCGGGACGCGCUCAUAUUCUCAUGAAGACUUAAUCAGAGACUGGAACGAUAAUCAUUUGAAUGUGGGAAUGACCUCUGCUGUGGACGGACCUCCCAAACUGGUCCCUGUGUCCGGACAGCUGGAGAGAAACAUCCAGCAGGCCAUAAUCCGACCGACUGCCUUCAAGCCUGUGAUCCCCAAGAGCCGAAACACGGCGCAGUUUCUGUCUCCGCGGCUCGGCUCCGGUCUAUCAGGAAGCCAAGGAAACCUCAGCAGGUUUUCACCAGACGCCGAGGACGUUUCUAACGCGACAUUAGAGCGGCGCAGCUCAUACAGCGGAGCCCGAAAUGCUUUAUUCAGCCAGUCGUUCACCAUGACGGAGACUUCGCGCGGAUCCCUGACCAACCUGCCGGCGUACACACAGCAGCAGCACAGCGAGAUCUGCAAACCGCACGGGAACUGCAGUUCCGACAGCGGCCGUUCGUCCUCCAGCAAGAGCACUGGAUCUCUGGGCGGCCGCGGGCACAUGCUGUCCGACAGGGGCUCUGCGGGACCCUCGCCACCGCCCAUCGAGGCCUACGAGGCCAUAGUGAGAGAUCUGGAGGAGAAGCUCAGGGAGCGAGAGCUGGAGCUGCAGCAGCUACGUGAAAACCUGGAUGAGAAUGAAGCCGCUAUCUGUCAGGUGUACGAGGAGCGUCAGAAGCGCACAGAGCUGGAGAUCGAGGAGUUCAGACAGAUGUGCGCCGCUAAGAUGCAGAAGGCGUCUCAGAAAGCGCAGCGAGAACAGCAGAUGCUUCAGAUGCAGGUGUUUCAGAUGCAGCAGGAGAAGAAGAAGCAUCAGGAGGAGAUGACGCAGAUCCUGAAGGAGCGGCAGAGGCUGGAGGAGCGAUGUUCAUCCUUUGAGAGAGAACACACACAGCUCGGGCCCAGACUGGAGGAGACCAAAUGGGAGGUGUGCCAGAAGUCAGGCGAGAUCUCCCUCCUGAAGCAGCAGCUGAAGGACCUGCAGGCGGAUCUGGCCCAGCGUGUGAGUGAGCUGGUGACGGUGCGCGGCCAGCUGCGGGAGGUGCGCUCGGAGCUCCAGACCUGCCAGAAUCAACUGCAGGAGGCGAAUACGACCUCUCGCACCCGAAUCCUUGAGCUGGAGGUCUGCCAGAACGAACUGCAGCGGCGCAAGAGCGAAAACGAGCUCCUUCGAGAGAAAAUAAGCCAUCUGGAGGAGGAUUCGACUCAGAUGCGAGAUGCUCUAAAUGCUGCUGCGUCUGGAAAAGAGCAACGUUUGGCUGAAGAAACUGAAGAGCUGAAGACCUCCAGGCAGCAGGCGGACAGAAUAAAAGCUGAAUUGGCGUACGAACGGCAGAGAUUUUCUGAGCAGGCGGUUGCAUUCGAGAGCGAGAGGAAGAGCUGGGAGGAGGAGAAGGAUAAAGUGAUUCGCUACCAGAAACAGUUGCAGCAGAACUACGUUCAGAUGUACAAGAGGAACCGUGAACUGGAGCGAUCGCUCCGGGAGCUCAGUCUGGAGCUGGAGUCCCGAGAACAGGACGACGACAGCAGCGGGAAUGAAGUCACGUUUGAUGACAUCGCGGCCACAGAGAUCUGAGUGUGUUUUGAGAAACGGGUUUUGGGAAAUUUCUCACCUUCAUAACUAAGGAAUCAUCUACUCAUUUCAGAAAUGUGUUGUUAAAGGGACAGUACACCCAAAAAAUUCAAUUUCUUUAUUUACUAUGAAUCAAGUGGUUGUAAACUUUGAUUACUUUCUUUUUUCUGUUGAACACAAAACAAAGGUUGCAUGCCAAGACACACUAUGCACAUAUACACUUAUACCAGGGGUCACCAACCCUCUUCCUGGAGAGUUACCUCCCUGCAGAAUUCAGCUCCAACCCUAAUCAAACACACCUGAACCAAUUAUUAAGGAUCUGAAGAAGCACUUGAUAGUUAUAGACAGGUGUGUUUGGUCAUGGUUGCAACUGAAAUCUGCAGGAAGGUAGAUCUCCAGGAAAAGGGUUGGUGACUUAUACACUAUACCAGGGGUGGGCAAAGUCGGUCCUGAAGGGCCGGUGUCCUGCACAGUUUAGCUCCAACUCUGAUCAAACACACCUGCUUAUAGAUAAUUAGUGAUCUUGAAGACACUGAUUAGCAUGUUCAGGUGUGUUUGAUUAGAGUUGAAGCUAAACUAUGCAGGACACCGGCCCUUCAGGACUGAGCUUGCCCAGUCUAUACACUGAUACACUCCAUGUAGCAUGUGAGUUUAGUGUCGUCCCAAAUGGAGCAAUAACAUUUUUACUAAAUGGAAAUUCAAAGCAUUUCCCAGUCGAGUGUGAAAGAAAAGACCAAACUACCAAGUACAGUGGUCCCUCGGUAUUCGCGCUCGGGAGUUACGUUCUAAAAUAACCCACAAUAGGUGAAUUCUGCGAAGUAGUCAACAUCCGCCGCGCACAUGGCAGUUGGAGGUAUCGCACACCAGACGCGCACAUUUGCAUGUUAUUUAACAUGAAUCUAUUCCGAUGGCAUUACCUCACAACAAGAAGGUCGCUGGUUUGAGCCUCGGCUGGGUUAGAUUAAUUAAUAAAUUAGGGUUAUUAAUAAAAUAACAAUAUGGGUGGCAUAGUGGUGCAGUGGGUAGCAUAUGUCGCCUCACAGCAAGAAGUUCACUGGUUCAAGCCUCGGCUGGGUCAGUUGGCAUUUCUGUGUGGAGCUAGCAUGUUCUCGCCAUGUUUGUGUGGGUUUCCUCUGGGUGCUCCGGUUUCCCCCACAGUCCAAACACAUGAGGUACAGGUGAAUUGGGUGAGCUAAAUUGUCCGUAGUGUAUGUGUGUGUGUGAAUGAAUGAGAGUGUAUGGGUGUUUCCCAGUGAUGGGUUGCAGCCGGAAGGGCAUUCACUGCGUGAAACAUAUGCUGGAUAAGUUGGCGGUUCAUUCUGCUGUGGCGACCCCAGAUUGAUAACGGGACUAAACCAAAAAGAAAAUGAAUGAAUGAAUGAAUGAAUAUUCAGAUGGCGCUCUGUUGCGCGGGAGAUAUAUGAACAGUGUCCUGAGUCAUAGCUGGGCGCUGCGGACAGCAGCUGACUUGUGGCGCCGGUGUCGUACCCUGAUAGAAACCUACGUGUACAAUUAAAUGUACAAUUCUAAAAUGAGUGUCGCGGCGCAUCUGGUGUGCGACUCCUUUUACUAUUGACUAUUGCCUUUUUGCAUCCUAGUUGAAACCCACACUGCUAGCAAUCGAAGAUUUAUGUUAAUUUGGCAAGCUGAACGCAUCCUGUACUGCACAUGAGACAUGGAGGAAAUUGAUUGACAAUGGUCUGCAGCCAAUCAGGACGCAGACUAUGACAAUGUGCUGUAAAAAAAAAAAAAAAGCAUUUUAAAUUGCAUGAAACAAAUCCGCGAAGCUGCAAGACCGCGAAAAGUGAACUGCGUUAUAGCGAGGGACUCCUGUAGUACCUGUCAUCAUUUACGUAGGAGAAUUUUGCCUGCACAAUCUAAUUCAUUCUCAGUGCCUGAUAACUCCUCCCCUUCACCAGUAACUCCUCCCCUUCAUCUGUAGCUCUUAGCCUUCACCAGUAACCCCUCCACUUCGCAAGUAGCUCCUCCCCUCAACCUUCACACAUGGUCUCUCCUCUUCACAAGUAGCCCCUCCCCUUACUCAAUAGCUCCUCCCCUUCCACUACAUGAGGACAGCUGUGAGCGUUGAGUGCAUGAAGUGUUCAGCACUCAACACUUGUGUUUACUGCCUAAAUAAGUGCAUCAUCUGGCUAUUUAAAAUGCAUUUAUUUUCAGUGUGAAUGCACAUCUUACACUAUUUAUAGUAUAAAAUGAGGUAGAAUACUGCACAGAUAUUCAGAAGAAUGUUGGAAAAAAAGCAGUCAUUGAUAUAUAGUAGGAACUAGUUAUGCACAAUAGUUUUGGGAUAUAAUAUUUUGGAUUAAAAUGUAGUUAACAUAUUGGCUUGUGUGUUUAUUUACAUUAUAAUUUAAGAUAUUGGGUUAAAUUGAAAAAAGAAAAUAGUUUAUAUUAUUUAAUGCAAUUAUAAAUAAGUAUUACUAAGCAUUUUUGGUACAAUUGCGUACAUAAUGUUUGGUGUUGGGCCACAGUUGUCACUUCAGUGCAUCCCUAGUAGGAACAAUAAAUACUAUGGAAGUCAAUGGCGGCAUUCUUCAGUAUAUCUUAAACUGAGUUCAACAGAAGAAAGAAACUCAAACAGGUUUGGAGCAAGAUGAGUAAAUGAAGACAGAAUUUUAAUUUCUGGUGUACUGUCCCUUUAAUACAGCCAACAGCAGGCGGACAGUAAAGUUAUAUUGUGAGUGUCACAUGAUUUGUGUCACCCAGUUAUUGGUGCAACUCCAUUUAGUCAUGAAUUAUUUUGCUCGCAAUGUUUGUGAUCUCACAGAAGUGCACUUUGGUGUCUUUAGUCGUGAAAUAAUCUAAAAUUAUACAUAAAACAUUUUGAAUAUAAAUGCAAGGGAACAACAACCAAUAAAGCAAUAUUCUGUAAAUGUUUUCAUUACUGUUUAUUGCAAAUCUUUUAUUAAAUAUGUGACCCUGGACUACAAAUUUAGCUUACAUAUGCAAUUAUUUGUAUGCCAAAUAAGUAAUAUAGCAUACGUUUCUACAAAAAAAAUAAUAAAGUUUUCCAUUUGAUGUAUGGUUUAUUAUAAUAGGGAAAUAUUUGCCUGAGAUGCAACUAUUAGAAUAUCUGACAUAAAAAUCUAUCAGUAGCCUAGUGGUAUUGCGCACUGACAUAUAGCACCGACGUGCUCACGGCAACCCGAGUUCGAUUCCCGGCUUGAGAUCCUUUGCCAAUCCUGCACCUCUCUCUGCCCCCAAUGCUUUCCUGUCUGAAUUCUCUACUGCCCUGUCAUAAUAAAGGUGAAAAACCCC
This is a messenger RNA of Danio aesculapii, 5255 nucleotides long. RefSeq names its product leucine zipper, putative tumor suppressor 2b (gene lzts2b). The coding region runs from base 153 to 1982 and encodes 609 amino acids. The record is from RefSeq and is a predicted model, not a curated record. Gene Ontology annotation, biological process: negative regulation of canonical Wnt signaling pathway; cell division. The transcript is spliced from 5 exons. NCBI's taxonomy places the organism in Eukaryota, Metazoa, Chordata, Actinopteri, Cypriniformes, Danionidae.